AUGGCAAGCACCGAGAUACAACCGGGACCACGGUCCUUGAGACGAGAAUCCAUGAAGUUGACCCAACGAAGUCAAAGCUUCGAUUACAGAAUUCGACGUCGCAAUAUAUUCGAAGAGGUAGCUACAGCGAAGGUAGCCGCAAUGCGGGAGGCUAAACUCCCAAAGGAUUCAGUACAUACUCCAGGCACCAGCAUCACGCGUAAACGUAAGCUUAAGCCGCGAGAACCUCAAUUGAAAUCUCCGGAGUACCUCGAGUCAGUGUCUGAUAGAACGGGGUCUCAGAACGCAACUGAAUCUAACUUUCUUCGGAUCGCUGGGUAUAUCCCCAGGGGCAUUAAACUUGUGGGAGUUGUCAUCUUUAACGUCUUUCGGAUAAUGUGCAUAUUAGAUGAGUCGCAGCCUCACAGCCCACAGCUGGGCCCUGAUUCCAACUCCCACGAUGCUCCCCAAAAGGGACCCCCUACUAAGAGAUCGCGGAGGAAAUGGUAG
This is a messenger RNA of Orbilia oligospora ATCC 24927, 489 nucleotides long. RefSeq lists its product as uncharacterized. The transcript has a single exon. The record is from RefSeq and is a predicted model, not a curated record. Bases 1 to 489 code for a protein of 162 amino acids. Lineage: Eukaryota; Fungi; Ascomycota; Orbiliomycetes; Orbiliales; Orbiliaceae.